AUGGCGAUCUCACGACCAUAUGUGCCUUCAAGGGCGCUCAUACGGGCUCUAUCACGACCGCAGCCUAUUCGGUGUCCAUUGGCCCGCCCCCUCCCAUUGUACCUGGUCCGCGGGAAACAGACAAAAUCACCCAAAGCCAAGAAGCCAGAACAAGAUGCGACCGCCGAAUCGAAGCCGUCGCUGCUAGAUCGCCUCAAAAGGUCAACAUCCAUCUUUGAGGAUGACGAGAAAAUGGAUAAAGCCAUGCGUCCCCUGUCCGACGCCGAACUCGAACGCGAUGACCUACCCGUCAUCAACUGGUACGAGCAAGACUUGGAUAAAGGCACACCUCAACGUCUCAUCGAUCGAAUCGCAACAGUAGAAGAUCGGAAGAAAGAUAAGGAAAUGUACACCAUGAUUGAGGAGUCGCAGAAGAAUCCCGACUACGACGAUGCGAUAUUGAAUCGACGCCUCGUUGACAGCCUGCUCACGAAUCCAAAUUUUGCCGAAUUGACCGAAGAGCUGAGGGAACUCAAGGCAGGCAUCAAGUCAAAGGAAGAGCUCCAGGCAAUGGAAGAGCAGGACGCUCUGGAGGCAGAAGCAGGGAGUAAAGAGUUCAAUGCAGGCUUACGAAUGGCCACACACGAUGCAUUGCAAGACCUUGUCAACGACCCAGAUGUCGGUGAUGCAAAGGCAGACAUACAAGAAGUCAUCGACAAGAUGCCGGAAAUGGAAGAUAUUGAUAGCCCCGGGUUCCAGGCGUUACUACACAAAGCCAUGGCCAAGCUGGAAGAGAACGAGGCCAUGCAGAAGAAGAUUGCCGCGAUGCAACAAGACCAAAAUUACCCAGGGCUUGAUAAAGAGUGGGAUGAGUACGAGAAAGACACAGACGAAGCGAUCACAGAAGCCGAGGCUCCAGACCAAGACCUCGCUAUGGUGACACCAGAAGACAUGCAAGAUGUGGACAAGCUUUUGUACCAGAUGCGCGAUGUCAUGAAGUCGCUGGGGGCAGGCACCGAUCUCGAGGCCGAGCUCGACGCAGCCCUAAAAGAGGAUUCGGAUGAUGCACAGAACCAAGAUGGCGUCUUCGAGCGUGAGAUGGAUCCAUUAGAGCUGGCGGAAGAGCUAAAGAAGCUUGCGCAAUCAAAGGCCUCACAGCCACUAGAGCCUGAGGAAGAGGAAGAUAUACCUGCUGAUCUGCAAGCCAAGGUUGACAAGAUAAUGGAGGAUCCCAAACUGAUGGAAAAGUUGAUGUACAUCCAAAAGCUCAUCUCCGAGACCAAGCAACCGACGGGUGACCUGACAACUAUCGUUCACGAAACCGCGCCUGAUCCUUACCAACUAGAAGACGGUCGCACCGCUACCCUAAAAGAACGCAUGGCUUUCGCACUCCAGGAUCCCGAACAUAGUGCCGCACUUCAACGCCUUCGCGUUCAUCUCCCGCCACCGUUCAACAUCGCGCCUGCCCUCAAGUCCUUUAACCAGGCUAUCGAAUUCGCCUACAUUGGCGCCAAUGACGAUAUCCGCCGCAUCUUGUGGCGCUCAUACCAAAAAGCACGAACCCUGCCCACGUUCCUGCAAAGCGUCAGCGACGAGGCUUGGGACAUCCUAUACUAUUCGCAGGCCGUCACCUGGAGUAGUAAUCAGAAUCGGCAGGACCAUCUUCGUCUACUUCUGGCCGACCUGAAGAGCUUGGGAAUGGAUGGUCCGCCCACACAUCCGAGUACGCUUGCGAAUGAAGGGGCGAAUCAGUUGGAAGGAUAG
Pyrenophora tritici-repentis Pt-1C-BFP is the source of this 1743-nucleotide messenger RNA. RefSeq names its product Cast multi-domain protein. The record is from RefSeq and is a predicted model, not a curated record. NCBI's taxonomy places the organism in Eukaryota, Fungi, Ascomycota, Dothideomycetes, Pleosporales, Pleosporaceae.